ACCAGCGAAGAUUAAAACAGAGCCAAGACCAGUGGUGGAAUACAUACGUGUUGAUAAUUGCCACUAACGUCUUGGUAUCGGCAACGAAGCAUGGUGUCGUCAAUUGUCUGUCUCUGGGUCUCGGUAGCGACGAGUCUUGGCCCGGUUGAGCUCCUGGGCUAUCGCACCACCAAGUUCAACAGGGACCUGCAUCAACUUGUACGCUUUCCGUAUGGUUCGACUGCACUGAGGCUAGUCUAUCGGAAAAACAGUUCGGAAACAGGAACAGUAAACAAAGUGGUGCAGAUCUGUCGCUGCUCCAGACUCCAGCUAUUACCAAGCAGCACGGCCUCGACCGCCCCGGAUCACAGAUCGUUUAACUAAGCGCGAUGAUCAUGAUACGCAUUGCGGCGUUGACCUUGUGCAAUAUCGCCCACUCUCCAUUCAAGUUGUUCAA
Molecule: messenger RNA, 436 nt
Organism: Paecilomyces variotii
Lineage: Eukaryota; Fungi; Ascomycota; Eurotiomycetes; Eurotiales; Thermoascaceae
Exons: 2
Coding region: 91-363 (90 amino acids)
Source: RefSeq, a predicted model, not a curated record